Solanum stenotomum is the source of this 1599-nucleotide messenger RNA. RefSeq lists its product as uncharacterized. NCBI's taxonomy places the organism in Eukaryota, Viridiplantae, Streptophyta, Magnoliopsida, Solanales, Solanaceae. Bases 1 to 1599 code for a protein of 532 amino acids. The record is from RefSeq and is a predicted model, not a curated record. The transcript is spliced from 2 exons. Gene Ontology annotation, molecular function: zinc ion binding; nucleic acid binding.
AUGUGGAAAGUUGGAAGAUACAUUAAAGAACAUACAUGUGAUAUGGGUACGUGCCGCGAUGGACAUUUCAACUUGGAUGUUGAGAUGAUUGCUAACGUCCUUCGUGUUGAUAUAGAAAAAACGCCAAAGUUUCCCAUCAAAGACUGUCAAACAACGGUUCUUAAAGCAUAUGGCAUUUCGAUAAGCAGAAGAAAAGCAUAUCUUGGUCGCAAGCGUGCUUUUGAAAAAGUCUAUGGUACUUGGGAGGGUUCUUUUUCUGAGUUGCCGAGGUUCGUGGAAGCUUUGAAACACUUCAAUCCCGGAACAAUAAUUGAAUGGAAAACAAAACGGCGUGUCGAUGUCAUUGAAGAUGUAUUCAACUAUGUGUUCUGGACUUUUAAACCAUGCAUUGAUGGGUUUGUGUUUUGUCGUCCUGUUAUAUCGAUCGACGGAACACAUGUCUAUGGAAAAUAUGAUAUCAAGUUGUUGAUUGCGAUUGCAACGGAUGGUAACAGCUCAAUAUUACCUUUGGCAUUUGCAAUAGUUGCGAAUGAGAGCAUGGAGACAUGGAGUUUAUUUUUGGAUCAUUUGCACUUGCACGUUGUCAAGGGUCGUAGAGGUGUGGCAUUAAUUUUAGAUAGGCAUCACGGAAUACUCUCAUCCGUGUAUAAUUCUCCCAAUUGGCAGGCCCCAUUUGGGUUCCAUCGUUUUUGUUUAAGACAUUUGAAGGCCAAUUUUCAAAAAAAAUUCAAAAAUGUCAUUUUAAACAACCUUUUAUGGGCAGCUGCAAAUCACUGUCAGGAGAAAAAGUUUUUGGAAAAAAUGGAGAUGAUCAAGGAGAUUAACCCGAAAGCAUAUGUGUGGUUAAUGAAGAACGAUCUUGACAAAUGGACAUUGCACAUGGAUGGAGGUAGGAGAUGGGGCAUGUUGACAACAAACAGUUCCGAGUCAUUCAAUGGUCUUCUUAAGUCAGCCAGGGGCCUGCCAGUUACUGCAAUGGUAAGACUCACUUACAAUCAGAUUGUGAACCGAUUUGUUACAAGAUCAAAAUUUGUCAAUCAGCUAGUACAACAAAAGCAACAAUGGAUGCCUAAACCAUUCAAGAUUUUUGAGGAUAAUCGAAAAAAGUCACAGCGUCACACACUUAUCAACUAUCACCAACAAAGGAAAAACAUAUUUGAGGUGCAAACACAUAUGCAUCAUGGCAGUGGUGGUAAUAAACACAUUGUAAAUGCAUCACAAGGAAAAUGUCAAUGUGGUAAAUGGCAAUCAUACCACAUUCCGUGUUCUCAUGCAAUAAAGGAAUUUGACCAAAUUGGGUAUCAAGCAUGGGAGCAUAUGGCACCAGAAUUUAGCGUGCGUAGCUACAAAAAAGCCUACUCUGGACAAUUCAAUCCACUCGGCGGUGAAAAAUAUUGGCCUGAUAGUCCUUUUCUUAUGAUAGCAAAUAAAAAAUAUUUACGAAAAGUGGGCGUAAAUAAAAUCACCCCUAUACGUAAUGAAAUGGAUGUUCCCGCAAGUACACUUACUCGCAAAUGUUCAACGUGCAAACAAAUAGGCCAUGAUAGGCGUAACUGUCCUUCACAAGCUCGAAACGCCUCAUAUGGUGGUAGUAGCUAA